Molecule: messenger RNA, 2934 nt
Organism: Xiphias gladius (swordfish)
Lineage: Eukaryota; Metazoa; Chordata; Actinopteri; Istiophoriformes; Xiphiidae
Gene: serping1
Product: serpin peptidase inhibitor, clade G (C1 inhibitor), member 1
Exons: 11
Coding region: 124-1920 (598 amino acids)
Biological process (GO): negative regulation of endopeptidase activity
Molecular function (GO): serine-type endopeptidase inhibitor activity
Source: RefSeq, a predicted model, not a curated record
GUUUACGGGAGCAGACAGUCAGAAGAGUUAGAUCAAGUGAGCAGUGGUCGGAUGUGGCAGAGACAUUACUGGUAAAAACUGCUGCCAUCACUGAAUUUGGAUACAUUUGGAAAGUGAAGAGGAAUGAGACUACAGGCCAUACUUUGCAUCUUGCUGCAGCUCAUCUUUGAGCAUUCGUCAUGCACACAUCUCCGGGCGAUAUCUGGUUCCACUCUGGAGCUGCCAUGUCUCUCGUUCCAAACUGACUUCAAUGGAGCCGCCAUCACCUGGAAAUUCAAUGGUAAAGAUAUAGAUGCACAGUCGUCUGGCUCAGUUAGAGUUAAAAAGGAUGGCUUGCAUCUCUAUAUAUCCCCUGUAACUGCUGCCAGCGAGGGCGAGUAUGUGUGUUUGGUGAAAGAGGACAAUAUGGAGAUGAUAAGGAUGUACAACAUCACAGUUGCUGCAUCAACUGGCUAUACCAUUAAGGUAACUGAAGGCUCAAAAGUGCACCUCCCCUGCCAUUUCCCGCCUGGCAUCCAAGUCGUGGCCAAUGCACUCUGGUUCAAAGAGACGGAUGUUGGCCAGAGGACACGGGUGAAUCCUGAAGACGAUUCGACAGAUUAUUUUAACAGACUUGAGCUGCUUUAUCCACUUGACCGUGAUCAGACCAUUCUACUCCAAGACAUUGUCAUGGAGGAUUCUGGAAUUUACCAUUGUGAAUCUGCAGACGGGGAGAAGCUCAGCACCUUAUACAUUACUGUUGAAGCUGCUCCUACCCCGGUUCCUCACUCUUGCGCGGGCUUCACCACAGCAUGGGAGCCGUGCCAGGACGUGAACAGUCGCACAGGGGAACCAGUUUUGCAGGAGUCCAUGGCAGAGUUUUCCAUGAAGCUCUAUUCUUACCUCAGAGAGUCAUAUCCUUCUAGCAACUUGCUCUUUUCUCCUAUCAGCAUCAGCGGGGUGCUCUCGCAUUUGUUGCUAGGUGCAAGGGAUGACACCCGCAAAGCCAUUGAGAGGGCGGUCUGUGUACCUCACGACUUCCACUGUGUUCACUUCCAGAUGAAAAAGCUAAGAGAGAAGUUGGCCAGCUCCUUGCAAAUUGCUUCUCAGAUCUACUAUAACCCACAAAUGAAUCCGAGUGAGUCCUUUACUAACCAGUCCAUUCAAUUCUAUGAAGCGGAGCCCACCAGGCUGCUGGAAACCAGCGAGGAAAACGUACAGAUGAUCAACAGCUGGGUGGCAAAUAAAACUAAAAAUAAAAUCACACAGUUGGUUGACUCCAUUCCGCCCAGUACACAGCUGAUCCUGCUCAACGCUGUCUCCUUUAGUGGUCAAUGGAAGGCCAAGUUUGAUAUGAAACCAAAGAAGGGUCAUUUCACAAAACUGAACGGUGAUCUGGUAAAGGUGCCUAUCCUUUAUCAACAGAGAUACAUGGCGGCUAUGGCGCAAGUGGUUGAGCUAAAGGCACAGGUAGCGAGGUUUGCUCUCUCAGGUGACAGCAGUCUUUACAUCCUGCUGCCUCGCUCCAACGAUGUGACUGAGCUGCAGCAGGUGGAGGAGAAGAUGACGGACACAGCUGUGCGUCAAAUGAUUGAACAGAUGAAAACUACAGCUACUCAGCACAUCGAGGUUACUCUGCCACAAAUCAAGCUGGAUGUCCAGCCAGACAUGAACAUACUUAUCAAGAAAUUAGGGCUGUCGUCACUGUUUGAGGGUGCCAACCUGUGUGGCCUCUACUCUGAAGACAAGGUGGUUCUAGACGAUGCCAGACACAGAGCCUUCCUCGCACUGACCGUAGAUGGAGUAGAGGCUGGCGCCGUCAGCUCGUUGUCGUUCUCUCGCUCCUACCUUUCCUUCUCUGCCAUGCGGCCUUUCAUCCUGCUGCUGUGGAGUGACCAGGCCAACGUGCCACUCUUUAUUGGCAGAGUAACUGACCCGUGAGCAAGAGAAAAGGGGAUGUGGGGGUGGAGGUAGUGGUGGGGGUCACAAAGAGAGAGAGGGAAUGGAUAUGUAACAGAUGAGCAUGAAAGAAACAAAGAUAUGGUAAAAAAAUAGCUGCCUGAUUGAAACACAAGUCAUUCCAUUAUGUUACUAUGUUUUUUUUUUUCAGAAAAUCCAGUUGAUUUUUCAAAACUUGAUAUAAAACAAUAUAAAUUCAAUAUCAGCGCUGUUCCACGUUGUCACUAAAGUGAGCCUUACAAAAACAUAUACACAGGCUUGGAUGUUUUCAAAGAUGAUGAUGAAUAAACACAUAUGGACAUAUGCUGCCUGUCUUAUGUUUUCGAAGAAUUGAGCACAAUGUGGAUCAUUCAAAGGAAGACAGACGAGCACUGAAACAACUUCAGUUUAUUUUGCGAAGUAGUUACACAAAACCACCACAGGAUGGCAGCCAUACUGUGUGACUGACAUUGACAGUGAAUACACAGGGACUGCAGUAGUGAAUUCCCAUCUCACUCCCAUCUCAGCCCUGCUGCAUCAUCACCACUGAUAUCAAUUUAAGGAAGACAUGUGUCAAAAUCAGUGACGGUAAAGGUUUUGUUUUUUAAAGCAAUAACUUGCUUGGUAAAGCACAGCAACUGAGCAAAAAAUACCCUGAAUCAUUGUAUUCACAAACAAAUACACACUGAUGGUAAGAGACUGAAUGGAUGGCAUAGACUGUAAACACAUCGGCAUUCAGAAUGAUCUAUUAUACAAGCUGACGGUGAUUGCUAAACAUGCAGCUGCAUUUCAGAUAAAAUGAUCACAUAAGCUACGCGGGGUCAAUAGACAAGAGCUAGAAAAUUUGGUGGCUAGAAACAAAACCAACAGACAGGAACAAGCAACCAUCCAGCCAGAACUGCGGACUCUAUCAGGUCCCUUUCACCCAGCCUAACCCCACACAAGGUAUUCCCAGAAAUGCAUCUUUGAUGCUUGUAUAACAUGAUUAAUGUUAUUGUUUUGGUUUGAUUAUCUCAC